AUGCCAAAGUUAGAACAGUUUGAGAUCAAAAAGUAUUGGCAAAUCUUUUCGGGUUUGAAACCAAUAGAAAAUAAGGUAAAUCAUGACCAAGUUUUACCAAUUCUUUACAAUUCUAAACUGGAUUCAUCAGUUCUAAAUAAGAUUUGGUUUCUCGCCGAUAUUGAUGAUGAUGACAAUUUGGACUUUGAGGAAUUUGUUAUUUGCAUGAGAUUGAUAUUUGAUAUGGUUAAUAAAAACAUUAGUUCUGUACCAGAUGAAUUGCCUGAUUGGUUGGUUCCAGGGAGUAAAGUAAAUUUAAUCAAAGAAAGGAAAAAGCGUGAACAAAUAGAAAAUGCAGACUUGCCUCCAAAAAAGGAAAUCAAAGUAGAUUGGUACAUGUCUCCCGAUGAUCUGAAUCAAUAUGAAAAAAUCUAUACGAGUUGCUCAAAACUAACCGACGGUACCAUAACAUUCCAUGAACUAGCAACGAACCUUUCCACUAAAUUUUUUAACAUUAGUAAAACUGAUUUAAAUAAGGUUUGGAGCCUAAUUAAUCCCCAAAAUUUACCAUCAAUUGAUAGAGACCCGACUUUCUACUUCAUUCACUGUUUGAGACAAAGAAAUGAUUUGGGUGCAGAAAUUCCAGCAAGUUUACCGAAUUCUUUAGCAGAAGUAUGUAAUAAAAAACAAGUUAGUUAUGACCUGGGGUCCUCUCAAUCAUCUGCAAAGAGAAAAGACCAAGUAAACAAUAUGGAGAAAUUGCGGGACAAUGUGCCCAAGUCAAUGACUGAGAGUAGCAGCAAUAAUGAUCCCGGAAAUGACAACAAUAUAAAGCAAAAAUAUGCAUCCCUGACGGAUGAUCAAAUUGCUAACAUGCGUGAACAGUUAGAAGGCCUAUUAAAAUAUAAAAAAAGUGAAAAAAACCAAGGAGGUUCAAAGCGUUCAAAACCCAUUAAUAUUAGAUCAAUAACUGAUGAUUUGAAUAACAUUGAACAACAGGUUGAAGUAUUGGAGAAUUACUUAAACAAUAAGAAGCAUGAAUUGCAAUCAUUACAAGCAGAAAUUAAGUGA
Molecule: messenger RNA, 1050 nt
Organism: Saccharomyces mikatae IFO 1815
Lineage: Eukaryota; Fungi; Ascomycota; Saccharomycetes; Saccharomycetales; Saccharomycetaceae
Gene: END3
Product: End3p
Exons: 1
Coding region: 1-1050 (349 amino acids)
Biological process (GO): actin filament organization; endosomal transport; endocytosis
Cellular component (GO): mating projection tip; plasma membrane; nucleus
Molecular function (GO): protein binding; calcium ion binding
Source: RefSeq, a predicted model, not a curated record